CGCCGGGUGACGUCACGGCUCUCGGAGCAUGCCUACAAAGGUCGAAAAUAAACAAAGAGUGAAGAAAAUCCGCGAGGAUUUCAGCUUUUAACCCAGAAUUCAGCCGUUUCCGCGGGAUCCACUCGGUGUCCGCGCUGUAUCCGCGCUGUGGGCGGGAUGGAGAAGGUGUUUUCGUGCCGGGCGAGCGUUUAUCUGGACCAGGGCGGGCGGAAAUACAUGGAGGAUUUUGUGCAGAUUAAGCGGGACGCUGAGCCGAGCGAGGCCGAGCUGAGCGCCGCGGAACCGGGCGAGACUGAACCGGCGGAACCGGGAAACGAGCAGCUUAAAAACGGCCUUGGAGACCGUACUCCCGACCCGGAGACACCGGAGGAACCGGAGGAGCCGCGGGCCGGUGCUCCAGCAGACUGUAGCCGCAGCAGCAGCAGCAGCGGCGGGGAGGAGAGCGGCACUGCCCGGGAGCAGGAGGAGGAGGAGAGCGGCUCCGCGGCCCGCUCCUGGCCCGUCGCUUUCUACGCGGUGUUUGACGGUCACGGCGGCCCGGACGCGGCGAGCUACGCUCAGGAGAACCUGUGGGAUCUGAUUAAGAAACAGAGAGGCUUCUGGUCGGAUGAUGAUGAGGAGGUUUGCUCCGCUCUCCGUAAAGGAUUCAUCGCCUGCCACCACGCCAUGUGGAAGAAAUUACCUGAAUGGCCGAGAACAGCUACCGGUCUCCCGAGCACGUCCGGAACCACGGCCAGCGUGGUGGUGAUCCGGCGUGACCGGCUGUACGUGGCUCAUGUUGGGGAUUCGGCCGUGGUUUUAGGGGUGCAGGAUGAUCCGGAUGAAGAGACGAUACGAGCCGAGGAGAUCACACAGGAUCAUAAACCUGAACUUCCUAAAGAGAGGAAACGGAUCGAGGGACUCGGGGGCAGUGUAAUAAAGAAGUCUGGGGUUAAUCGAGUGGUGUGGAAAAGACCCAGACUCACUCAUAACGGCCCGGUGAGACGGAGCACCGUCAUCGACCAGAUCCCUUUCCUCGCUGUAGCUCGAGCUCUAGGUGAUUUAUGGAGUUAUGAUUUCUACAGUGGAGAGUUUGUAGUUUCACCAGAGCCCGAUACUGCAGUCAUUAAAUUAGAUCUGAAGAAGCAUCGAUACGUUAUACUGGGCAGUGACGGUCUGUGGAACAUGGUUUCACCACAGGAGGCCGUGUCUAUGUGUCAGGAAACUGAUAAAGCAAAGGCUAAGUGCCAGACGACAAAAGAAAACGUGUGCAGUGCUCACGAGCUGGUGAACCACGCCCUCCAGCGGUGGAGUCAGCGCAUGCUCCGGGCUGAUAACACCAGCGCUAUAGUGGUCUGUUUGGAGCCGGUUGGAGCGUUUUCUGAGCCGCUGUCUCCGUAUGAAGUCGUCUAUAAUCUAGAGGGAGCAAAGUGCUGCUCAGCUGCUGGAUCCUCCAUCAACACUCCACCCAACCAGGUCAGUGAAGCAGAUGAAUCGUCUCCUUCCUGUGAACCGGAAUCAGCCUCCGGUCAGGAGAACGGGGACGGCGGGUCGAGCAGCAGUGAAUCACUGGAGUCUCCGGUUCUAAACUCUCCACGUAAAGAUCAGGGCAGUAGGAGCUCGAGUGAAGGCGGUCGCAGUAGCGGCGUGUCGGCGGGGAAGCGAGCGCUGGAGGAUCUGACGGGUCCUGCGGGGAAGAGACCUCGCCGGAGUCUUCCUCAGCCGUCUCACAGCUCGGCCUCUUCCUGCACGUCUCGCCGGCGGUACAGCGAGCGACCGGCGCUCCGACGCAGCGGCAAAACCCAGAAACAGCCUGAUAAAGUGCAGGCUUUACUCCAGGAGCACGGAAACGCCACCGUCUGCGUCUGCUAACGUUCACCUGCUCCCACUCGCUCUCAGAUUUGUGUUGGAUUUGUUCACAGUCAAACUCAGAUCUGUACACUUCUUCAGAUAAGCUACUGGGAUUAAAAAACGGGCACUAAAGCGACCAGGUCAAAAUAUAAACGUGAUUUCUUUUUAAGAGUAAAGCUGUUAUGAUGCAAUAGUGUACUACUCUCCAUUUAGCCUAUCGUGACACACACCCGAUGUGUUCCUCUGUUAUGUGAAGUAGUGGGGUGGGGGAUCUGUUACAUGCUCCAACCUUCUGUUCGUCACCUUAUCUAUAACGGCUUCGUAUUUUUUAAUCUUGUAAUGACUCCAAUCAAGUACGCAGUACGAGCCUCGCAUUAACCCGGGCUCGUACACUUUUACGUUGAAUUCCUGCCGUCUUCCGUUCGCCGCGGUGGAAAGACUGUGAGAAGAAUUCAACCGAAGACCGCAUAUCUUCUGAGAAGAUAUCGCUCUCUGCAACUGACCUGUACAUAUUCCAAAGAACGUUUUUGAGGAACGAAGUUACUUUGAGCUCUUCAAUGGUCUAUGUAUUUUUAUACACUUUGUUUUACAGAACAGAAGAGGAAUGCACACAGUUUCUACCGUUUCUACUAGUAUCUUAACCUCCUGUCACUAUGUAUGAUCUUACCUUUACCUCAGCAUAUAAGCAUAAGAAAUAAUACACACCUUUUGGUCUUGGUUUUUAAAUAUAUAUGGGUUGAAUCCAGUGUCUCGUUCACAUGUUAAUAUUUGUUUUAUAUUGGGUUAUUAUUUUGUAAGUUGUUUUUUCUAACUGUGAGACAUUCAUGUGAAACUUAAGGUGCUGCUAUGCUUAACCAGGUAAAUAAAAACAAACUUGAUAAACUAAACGAAA
Messenger RNA from Astyanax mexicanus (Mexican tetra), 2722 nucleotides. It is a transcript of the gene ppm1da, whose product is annotated as protein phosphatase, Mg2+/Mn2+ dependent, 1Da. The record is from RefSeq and is a predicted model, not a curated record. Gene Ontology annotation, biological process: protein dephosphorylation. The coding region runs from base 157 to 1851 and encodes 564 amino acids. Gene Ontology annotation, molecular function: protein serine/threonine phosphatase activity; mitogen-activated protein kinase binding; cation binding. Gene Ontology annotation, cellular component: cytosol; nucleus. NCBI's taxonomy places the organism in Eukaryota, Metazoa, Chordata, Actinopteri, Characiformes, Acestrorhamphidae. The transcript has 6 exons.